AUUAGCCUUAAGGUGAGCAAGUGCAUCAACCCUCCAUUCCAGGUACCUUUGACCGGAUAAAUCAAGAAUGUCGAAUUCUCUUUUGAAACAUGAAGUGUGCAGAGAUUGGGAACCCUGAUAGUCCUCAGCCGGUGAGGAGACGCAGUCUGAGAAUUGCAAUGGCGAAAGAUGUAGCUUUGCACACUGGUGGACAAGCAGUGUCAGCGGAGGAUGAGCUGGAUGAAGUUCCGCUUAUUAAGCGAAUGGAGAAGGUUCAGGAAGUGCAGAGGUUAGAUAGAGGCGGCUUACUUGAUGGAAGGAUUAAUACAUACUGCAAUGUGAAUGAGGUCGUAAGACAAAUUAGGGCGAAACUAAAUCAAGAGGAGCUGGACAGAUUUAGGACUUCAACUUUUGGGGUGCUUUUAGAUGUUCUGGAUUGUCCAUGGAUCAGUGGGCAAUUGCUCAUCCAUUUGGUAGGGAAUUGUGUGUGGUCUACUGAUGAAAGUGGAAGGAAGGACAAGUUAAAAUUCAAGAUCCUUGGUAAUGAGGUGGUUUUGACGAAGGGGCAGUUUCAUUUGAUUACCCGUUUAAAGAUGGGCGGACGCAGGGGGUUAAUGGAAAAUGGUGUGGGGGGGAGGUUCGCGGCACGAUAUUUUGAGUCCAGUAAAUCAGUUAAGCGAAAUGAAAUCACCAAAGCAUUCUUAAGGUUUAAUCGCGAUGCGGAGGGGACAAUGCCGAGUGACGCGCCGAAGAUGUUGUUGAUUUACGCUUUGGCAAACACGUUUCUAGGUAACCAGCCUUCGGUUAAUUUACCCAUGCAUUAUUUGAGUUUGGUUGAUGACAUAAAGGAGUUUAAUAGCUACCCUUGGGGGGAUGAUGUGUGGUCGGAGACAUUCCCAUCGCUAGUCGAGGCUGGGAUGUGUGUCUUGGAUUCUAAGCGGGUGAAUUCGAUACCCCAGUGUCUGCGAUGGAAGGUCUAUGCAAAGUUUAACUCUUCGAAAGUUUCUGACGCUUUUUUCAAAUCUGGGAAGCUUCAUGUUAAAGAUGUUGAGCUAACGGGUGAUGAGUUGUUGUUGGAUAAUGUGAAAGAGCUUUUUAAGGAUAAACCCACCACUGCAGUGAAGGCCAGAAAGAAGUUGUCACUUAGCCUUUCGAAGCGUGUUCGAAAGGUUAAGGAAAGGCAGGUGAAUAUACGCGAUGCGUUUGUUAGGCUGAAAACUGAAGGGAAAGCAUCUGGAAGUAAGUUGAAGUCCGCAGUUAAAAGGGGUGGAACGGGCAGUGUCAAAGAAGAACAUGGUGCGGUGGAGCGGGAGCAUAAAGGGAAGAAGGUGUGUGUGGCAAAUACGGAUAUGUCUGUUGAAGCCGGCUCAGCGUCUGGGAAAGGGUCUUUGAUGGGAGGUAAUGAAGAACCUAGGGUCCGGAAUGAAGGAAUCACUGUUGAGGGGAGUACAGAUGCUGAGUGUAAAUGUGGGGUUGAUCUGGAUUUGAGUUGUGACGAUGGGGGGCCAUCAUUUGAUCUUUUAACUCCAUUGCCUAGAGUGGAUGCAGUUGGUGCUGAAAUACGAAAUGACAAGAGUGGAAAUGUUUUGGUGACAGAAGCGUGUGAUCGAGUAAAGGAGGGGAAGUGUCCAGAUAUUCCAUACACUGAGACACAAUAUGAUCCACGCUUCCUGGAUCUUACUGACAGGCAGGAAGAGAUGAUCCUAAAGUCUUUACAGAACGUUCCUUUGGUUUCUUGCGAAGGGAUUGUUGGGCAGGAUGCGAUUCAGGGUGGGUGCAAGACAAGUGUGAGUGGUGAUGAUACUGCCAAGAAAUCCAGUAACACUACAAUGCCGGACGAUGUGCAUGUACCAGUGGAGGUUGAGUCCACAUUUGGGGGGUCCAGUGGUUCAAACAAGGGGAAACUUGGGCAGCACAUCGAUGGAGGCAAACGUAGACGUAGCUUGGAUGAUGAUGAUUUUGAAAGAAUUUUUACUAGCAUCCGGGUGGGAAGUGGGGGACAAGGAGUGAAUGGUGCUCAAGAUGCUUUGGUGGUGUUUUCCAUGGCUUCAGAUUCCAAUACUGAAUGUGUUGAGAUUGAACGUCCCAAAAGGGUUCACAAGAAUCCGGAGAGAUAUACUCCCACAGAGGUCGAGCAUGAUAAGAAAAAGCGGAAGCUCGGGAGGUUGGAGUGUGCUAAGCAACAUCUGAAUCAUGAUAGCCCGGUUGUAUGCCAUGGGCCCUUUUCAGAAGAUCCAAAGGUGAUGCCUACGAAUGGGGAAAUAGAAAAGCAUGUUGAAAUAGCAAUGCAUUUCCUGGAAGUGAAGGGUAGGCAGUAUAACCUCCUGCAGAUGUACACAACUACAACCCCUUACUUCUUGCAAGGGUUGUAUAAUCACCAAGCAAUGGUAAAUGUUGGCAAGGCCAAAAAGGAGGAAGUUGUCACUAAUCCGAAUCUAAGCAGUGAGGUGCUGGGGUUAGCACGGGCAUAUUCGAGGCCAUGGUCUGAGUGUGGUUUUGUGUAUAUGCCCUUGAAUACCGGUGACCACUGGAUGUUGCUUGUCCUGGAAGUUGAAGGGAGGACAAUACGGGUAUACGAUUCAAAAGGAAAGAAGGGAAAGAGUUGUCGGGCAUUGAACGAAUACAUGCAAUGUAUCACCGAGUUGCUGCCUGUCAUGCUUGAUUUGUUGAGUGUAUAUGAUGAGCACUCGGAAGGCCCAAUGGGGAAAAAGAAGUUCAAUAUCGAGGUCGUUGAUGGGUGUCCACAACAAGAUGACGGGUAUAUGGUAGAUUUUCAUUUGGAACAUAGCGACUAAAGUUGCAUUUCAAUUUGUUUGAAAAUAGCCGGAUGAUUAUUGAUGUUAAGGAUUAUGUUUUAAACUGCAGGUGUAACUGUGGGAUGUUUAUGUUGAAGUUUGCAGAGUAUCUAAUGAUGGAUAGAAAAAUUUCCAAUGUUCAUGCACACGACAUGGAGGGGUACCGGG
This is a messenger RNA of Cuscuta campestris, 2942 nucleotides long. Lineage: Eukaryota; Viridiplantae; Streptophyta; Magnoliopsida; Solanales; Convolvulaceae. The record is from the annotation of a GenBank genome assembly.